AUGUUGAAUUCACCAGGAACAACAGUUUUCCAUUGCAGAGAUGACCUUUCCAUGGUGAAGAUCAAGACAUUAGGCAUAACCUCUAAUAAAAGGUUGUCUCUGCAACAGAAGUCUGUUGUUCCUGAUUUGACAUGUUUAUAUGAGCCCAACAGUGUGUGUGAAAUUGCAAGUUUUGCCAUUUGCCAAAUAUUAUUUUGUGCCCCAGGACUUCAGAACAGUAAAGAAUGCCAUUGUUUUGCUUUCACUCAUAGCCAUGGUGCAACAGCUGAAUCUGCUAUUUUUCAGUGUCAUGUGUUUAAAUGUGAUGUUCCAGAAGCAGUUUCAAAGGUAUUAUUAUGUUUGGCAGCAGCAUUCAGAAGAGUGCCAAAACUUCAAAGUUGUAAAGCAGAUUCUGUUUGUUCAGAAAACACAUCUCCUUCUAAAGAAAAUGAAAUUACAUGCAUUUUUGAAACAACAUUAGAUAUAAAAGAAGAAGAUUCAAAGGGAAAUUUUGUUUGUUGUCCAAAAGAAAAAGAUUAUUUCAAAUUACAUUGUACAAAGGAAAAAACUGUUACAAUAACAGUGCAACAAAUCUGUAAUAAUGAAGAAUUAAUUAUAGAAAGAUGUUUUGGUUUACUUAUAUCUCCUGGAAGAAAUGUAAAACAAAGUGAUAUGCAGCUACUUGAAAUGGUUUCAUUUAACAAAUCAUCUGUUGGAUCUAAAACUGUAACUCAAUUUACUGGUCAUUGGAAUCCAAAUGAGCCUCCAUUUGAAGUAUUAAAUAAGGAGACGCCAAAAGAUACAAGAGUAUAUAUGACCGUUGCUGCCGAUUUGGUUAUCGAAGGCAUUUCUGAACCAGUACGAUUUGUUAUAGAAACAAAAGCAAAGAUUCUUCCACAGAAUGAACGUUUCUGGUAUUUUAAUAAAAAGUCUCAUAUUGAACAAUUCUACUUAAAAUUAAAGGAAGUUGAAGUAAACGCAGGUGGAGAUUUUGCAUAUAAUGUUGUUCAUCUAUAUAAUGCUAGCCAACUACAGAGGAAAAGGGCAUCUCUUAAAUUAAAUUUAAAGAAAUCCCACAAACUUGAUGAAAAAUCAUCAGAGAAUGCAGAGAAAGAAUCAGAUUCAGAUAAUGAUGAGCCCCUUCUUAGUGGUACUGGUGAGGUGAGCAAAGAUUGUACUGAAGGUGAGCUGGAAGGAUGGGCAGAAGUUUUAAACAAGUGGAGGCAAAAUCUAAAGCACAGACCAAAACAACUAGCCUCUCUUGUACAAAAGGGUAUUCCGGAAGCUCUCAGGGGUGAAGUUUGGCAGCUUCUAGCAAGAUGCUACAACGAUCACGAAGCUGUAGAGAUGUAUCAGAAACUCAUUACGCAGAAUUCAUCAUGUGAAAAUGCUGUUCAGAGGGAUAUUAAUAGGACUUUCCCGGCACAUGAAUUUUUUAAAGAAAAUGGAGGAGCUGGCCAAGAAGCGUUGUAUAGGAUUUGUAAGGCUUACUCAGUCUAUGAUAAAGAAAUUGGUUAUUGUCAGGGACUUUCAUUUCUUGUUGCUGCUCUACUGUUACAUAUGCCAGAAGAACAAGCUUUUAACGUAACAAUGAAGAUUAUGUUUGACUAUCAUUUACGUGAUUUAUUUAGAGAUAGCUUUGCUGAAUUACAUUUGAAAUUUUAUCAAUUAGAAAGAUUGAUGGAGGAUCAGAUGCCUGAUCUGUACAAUCAUUUUGGAAAUUUGGGAAUAGAAGCGCACAUGUUUGGGUCACAAUGGUUUUUGACUUUAUUUACUGCUAAAUUUCCUCUCAAUGUAGUAUUCUACAUCCUUGAUUUGUUUCUUCUAAAUGAAAUGGAUACAAUAUUUCAAGUUUCUUUAGCUCUGCUUAUGCUAUCUAGGAAAGAACUGUUGGCAUUAGAUUUUGAGGGUGUUCUCAAACAUUUUCGAGUGACCCUGCCAAAAAAGUACCGGUCGGAAGAAAGCGCACAGUAUAUGCUUCGAACUGCAGUCGGAGUUAAGAUAAAAAAAUUGAAAAAAUAUGAGAAAGAAUACUUCAUUCUGAAGGAGCAGGAAAAACUAAGAGAAGAUCCCUUGGAAAGACUUAAGAAUGAGAAUAAAUUUUUGAGAGAAAGUAAUAUACGACUAGAACAAGAAAAUGAUGAUUUGGCACAUGAAUUGUUGUCAUGCAAGAUAAGUUUGCACAAUGACCUUGAUAUUGCCGAAGACAAGGCAGAAGCACUAAACAACGAGUUGUUGUCUGCAAAAACUUCCUUAAUAGAUGCAGAAGACGAAAAGAAGCGAUUAGAAGAGGAAGUUAUUCAGCUUAAAGAAAUGUGUCGCAGAGAACUGGAAAGGACAGAAGACGAAAUCAUUCGAUGUAAUGCUAUUAUUGCAGAUUACAAACAAAUCUGCAGCCAAUUAAGCAAGCGGUUGGAAAAAGAGCAAACGUCUGGAAGAGAAACCGUUGAAACUGUAAUGGAGUGCGUCAAGACUUGCGAGAAAUGUUGCAAACAGUUGGAAGAACGCAACGUGAUCAGGACGGGCGGCAAACUGAAGAAGAUGGACUCCCAAGACAAACUGUCGACGGUCCAGGAACUGGAAGAUCACGUGAAGGAACUGGAGCUGGAACUGGCGCAGACCAAGUUGGCUCUGGUGGAGUCCGAGUGCAAAAAUCAGGAUCUGACUCAUCAGUUGAACGGGGCGGUGGCCGAGCUGCAGGCUUCGAAGAACACGUGGCUCCACAAGACGCUGUCGUCCAUCAGGGACGUCACCAGGAAGGAGCCCCCCGGCGGAAGGGAGAACAAGGAAUAAAGAGGGUCGACCCGGGAGGGAGAGGUCACAACUGUUUUCUAUUCGGAUGUAAAUAUGUGUAGCCAUUGGAGAAAUAAAGAGGUGGGUGCCGCC
This is a messenger RNA of Centruroides sculpturatus (bark scorpion), 2865 nucleotides long. RefSeq names its product rab GTPase-activating protein 1-like. Bases 1 to 2772 code for a protein of 923 amino acids. The record is from RefSeq and is a predicted model, not a curated record. NCBI's taxonomy places the organism in Eukaryota, Metazoa, Arthropoda, Arachnida, Scorpiones, Buthidae. The transcript has 23 exons.